UAUGAACACUAACAAAUAUAACAAAUCUUAAAAGAAAUGGGGAAAAAAAUAAUCCACUCUUCCGGGGACAUAGUUCUCAGAAAUCAAGCUAUUGCGGACCAGGAUAUCUCUGGCAGUGAUGACAGUGAGAGAGAGGAGGAUGAAAAUACUGUGCGAGGCAAUUGGACCAAUAAGAGGGAGUAUCUUCUCUCCAUGAUCGGUAUGGCUGUUGGCCUUGGCAACAUCUGGAGGUUUCCAUAUUUGGCGUAUAAGAAUGGAGGAGGGGCCUUCCUCAUUCCCUACUUUAUCAUGUUGAUCUGUCUUGGGGUUCCCCUCUACUUUCUGGAGACCGCUCUGGGGCAGUUCUGCAGCCAGGGCCCCAUUAACACAUGGAGCGCAGUGCCGCUGCUCCAGGGGGUUGGCAUGGCGGGGCUGAUUGGGAACGUGAUGGUUUCCAUAUACUAUGGGGUCAUCCUCUCCUACACUUUAUAUUACUUAUUUGCAUCCUUCCAGUAUCCCCUCCCAUGGACUAACGUCUUGGAUGGUGUGAACUGCACCAGCCCACAACAUGUGGCUGUCAAUGUAACCAGCAUGUCAGUGUCUAACUGGACCAGGGAAAACUGUUCCUGCUCUACCUCCAACAUCAUCACGAGUCUCACUGAGCAGUACUGGGAUCAGGUGGUCCUCCAACGAUCCAGUGGGCUUGGUGAGACGGGGUCGAUAGUCUGGCAGUUGGCCCUCUGUCUGCUGUUGAGCUCCAUCAUCAUUGCUGCAGUCCUGCUGAAAGGAAUCAAGUCUUCUGGAAAAGUUGUGUACUUCACAGCCACAUUCCCCUAUGUGGUGCUUACCAUCCUGCUGAUCAGGGGUCUGACACUAGAGGGCGCCAAAGAUGGAAUCGAUUUCUACAUUGGCUCGAAAUCUAAUCUGACUAAAUUAGCAGAGAUAGAGGUGUGGAGGGAUGCUGCCACUCAGAUCUUCUAUUCACUGUCUGUUGGAUUCGGGGGAGUCACAGCAUUGUCCUCGUACAACAAGUUUCAGAACAACUUGGUUGUGGACACCUUUCUAAUAUGCAUUAUUAAUUGUGCCACAAGCAUUUUUGCUGGCUUUGCCAUCUUUUCUAUAUUGGGGUACAUGGCUCACAUCUAUGGGAUUCCUAUUGAAGAGGUGACCAAGGAAGGAUUUGGUCUGGCCUUCAUUGUAUAUCCAGCUGCACUGGCUAACCUUCCAAUUUCACCUUUAUGGUCCAUCUUGUUCUUUUUAAUGCUCUUCACUUUGGGUCUUGACAGUCAGUUUGCUGGCAUGGAGCUGAUAACAACCUGCCUGCAUGAUGCAUUCCCUAAAUACAUAGAAAAGAAACGCGCAUUAAUCGCAAUAGUCACAUGUGCCUUUAUGUUUCUGCUGGGACUUCCAUGUGUUACACAGGCAGGAAUAUACUGGGUGACGCUAAUAGACCACUUUGUUGCUGGCUGGGUCGUGCUAGUUAUUGGGUUUUUAGAAGUUUUUGGCAUAUUCUACAUUUAUGGUGGCCGUCGCUUCAUUAAAGACAUUGAGAUGAUGAUCGGGACUAAGAGUGUGUGGUUCUGGCUGUAUUGGAGACUAUGUUGGUACUUCAUCACACCCUUCGUCACACUUAUAAUCCUGGUGUUGUCUCUGGCUAUGUCCAUACCUCCCACCUAUGGAACAGUAGAGUACCCUGCCUGGGGUUUGGACCUUGGCUGGUGCAUGGCUGUCUUUUGCAUUGUCCUGAUCCCUGCCACUGCCCUGUACAAACUGGCAGGAGCACAGGGAAGUUUCAGGAAGAGACUGAGGUUGUUGUGCUCUCCCUCUGAGGAUUGGCAUCCCUACCUGGACGUCCACCGAGGUGAACGAUAUUCGCAAGAACGCUUCCACACAGGAAACGUGGUUGAUGACGAACCAUCCUGCCGCACAUGCUGCCUCUCAUGACUGUUGUUGAUUUGUUUGUCUAUGCUUGCUAGUUUGUGCAUAUCCUGUCAGCUAUUAGUGAAAAGUUGCAUGACUCGGUUUGCUGCCUCCAUUAAAAAUAUGAGCACUUUAGAUGCGAAGAUUUGUUUAUAUUUUCACGUUUUAAUCAAUAAAUUGAUAAUGUAACCAACCGUUUUCUUACUGUAACCGUUUACAUCAUAUAUCACAUUUGCAUAAUUCUCUAUUUAAUAAAGAUUACUGGCGGUUCUGUUGUGGGGCUAGUAGACUAAUA
Molecule: messenger RNA, 2194 nt
Organism: Gadus chalcogrammus (walleye pollock)
Lineage: Eukaryota; Metazoa; Chordata; Actinopteri; Gadiformes; Gadidae
Gene: slc6a14
Product: solute carrier family 6 member 14
Exons: 15
Coding region: 37-1923 (628 amino acids)
Biological process (GO): sodium ion transmembrane transport
Cellular component (GO): membrane
Molecular function (GO): L-proline transmembrane transporter activity
Source: RefSeq, a predicted model, not a curated record